AUGGCUGAUGAUGAUUCCGAUGACGCUGCUGGAAGUGGACGGGAGAAUGAUGAUGAUGCGCGAGCACAGGCAGCGAUCGAUGCAUCAGAGGCCCAAGCGGCUCGCAGACAUGCCAUCCGGGCCAGAUCUAUGGCAUGGGUCAGGAACCAGGCUACGCAGCGACUCUGCUACCAAUACCUGGCGCAGCAACUGGCGCGUGACGAGCUCAACCAGAGGCGCUCCACCCAGCUUUUGGCGUCUUUCCAGAGGAAGGUACAACAGCAUAAUGCUGACUGGAUCGUCGAAUUUACCUUGCCACAGCUGCCGACUCCUUACAGCGACAAUUUGCGAACAGAUCUGCAGAUGCUGCGCGACAUGUUGGACCAACCAAUACCGUGCAAUGACCUUGUAUGGAUUGCGGGUGUGGGCCAGGCCCACCACCCACCUCGGCCUUUGGUGCUGCGGAAGUUACAGCUCCUUGUCGUCCCGAGGCUGGAGAGACUCCUGCUUCUGGAUCCGGCACGCGAGUAUGCUGAAAGCGUCACCCGCUGCUUUGACCUCGGGUUUUAUCAGGAGACGAUUUCCAACGCCUGGCCUUUCCUGGACAGCACCGGACAAUGUGAGUUCCAGACCUGGUUCCAUCGCUACAUCAAUGGCGAAACUGACGCCCCCCUGGAUCGAACCGGGGACUUGGAGGCAUCAGUAGAGGCAUUGAUCGCAGAGGCGGAGCUAGCCGACCGUAGAGGUUGUCUGCUGACUCCUUCUGAGGAGCUCUCUAGCCUGAAGGAUUACUUCACAGAGCUGUACCAGUCCCAGACUCACCACCAAAGUGUGUAUUACCUGCCUUGGCCAAUGAACAUUAGCCCCGAGGAGGUGCAGACUGCCUUGCGGUGUGUGUCUGGCCGGAAAGCCUUGCCGCCACAGCAUGCGCCGGCCAAAUUGUGGUUGGAUGCGUACCUUCCCAAAGAUGCGCAAACAGGUUACGCUGAUGAUUUCCACAUACAGUGGGAUAUCGAUUGUCUCCGAGAUUUCCGGAAUGCCUGUUCUAUCAUUCCCAAAAUCAUUGCUGACCUGAAAGAACUAGGUGACCCAGCACAGUCCGAUGAAAGUGAGAUAGGCGAUCACCUUCUGCACUGCCCAGAAUGUUUUCAGAAAACCGACGUCCUGCGCUGGGUUCAGAGCAAGCACAGCCUCCAGAAUCCGUGCCAGUGGUGCGGUGCUGCGUACCAGCGCUCAAGUCAGCAGAAGCUUGUGCAGCAUGGUUUCGGUGCCCACACUCCUCUCGGCAGCAGCGGAGGAACAGGACCACACCGGCCCAGUGUACCGGCGGAAGCCUCCACAGCCAACCCGUCCCCGGCACAGAGCGAGCUGGCGGAGGACACCCAGGACAUGGAGUGGGACAAGGACAAGAGACGGGCUCGCUCAGACAACCUGGAGGGGCAGCCAGACCGGUCCAAGUGGGCCAAAGGCGAGGCCAAGGGCGCGGACAAGCCGGACCGACCGGACGACCAGGCCAAGGCAAAGGACGAGCGCUGCCGACAGACAGCGCGGCUCUCCCGGCGGGCAGCGGCGGACACACAGACGUCGGAGCUGAAGGAGAUCGUGAGUGCCAUCGGCCGAUUGCUCAGGUUGGAGGACACCCAAGCAGUGAUGAACUUAGACAACGAGUUCGUUGUUUUCCUCCAAACGUCGGUCACGGGCAAUCCGUGGUCGAUAACGACCGCGCUCUACGAUGUCGCAUGCGAGUGGCAUGCCAAGAAGGAGCAAAGUCCGACCAGCCUCUCGCAGCCGAUGCGAAACGUCCUGCUGUUCUGCAUGCUCAAGAGCCUGCAGGACAAGUUGGAGGAAAUGGAAACCAACUCGACCCUGGUCGAGCAGGCGCGCACCAGAGGUCUGGUAGAAGGGACCAGCUACUUGUUCCUGCAAUGGGACGGCGAGGCCAAGAAACACAUCAAAGCCACGCAGGAGCCAUUGGAGCACAAGGAGGCCAUCGAGACGGUACGCCAGCUGGUCCUGCUGACGGCGUAUCCCAACGUGGUGGGCAGGUUCCAUGCUACCCGUCGCCUGACGGGCAGCAUGGAGUCCGAGAUCGUUCCCUUCACACUCGUGCUGCAGAACCGCAGCGCGGAGAGCCAUCGAUUCCAUGCCCUGUUCUCCAGAUUGGCCAGGCAACAUGAUGCGGCAGAGUUUUUGCAGCAGCAGCUGUCAGCAGCCGCGCACCCGGAUACUCUAGCGUACUCCUGGCAAGCGCGUGUCCAAACGGACGAUCAUUGUGUCCAGGUGGUUGAUCAGGGAAAUCUGUGGCCAAUGCUGGUUCAGGUGCCGCUGACGUUGCCAGGCGCUCAAGACCAGCAGCCCCGAAGCAUCCAGUCGCUAAUAGUGUGCUGGCGCAAUCAGGCUAUGCGACACGCACUUACUGCUACCCCGCCUGUGAUCUGCUUGCAACUCUGCAGAUUUGACUCCCAAGGGUAUAAGAUUAGGUCCCCUGUCUCCCUAAGCGCCGCGGUUUAUAUCCCAGUGUUUGUAGGCCCUGUUCACUGGUCUUGGUACCACAUCCAGCAGAUACCUUGUGCAUUCCGUGGUUUAUCAUCUUGGCGAGUCAAAGCACAGUGGACACUACCGGUGCGGCUUUCUCACAGGAGGCCUCUUAACACACACUGCAGAUGA
Molecule: messenger RNA, 2646 nt
Organism: Symbiodinium necroappetens
Lineage: Eukaryota; Dinophyceae; Suessiales; Symbiodiniaceae
Source: the annotation of a GenBank genome assembly